GACAUAACUUCCACUCUGAUUAACGGCGGGUGACUGUACUUCUAAGGUAGUUGUUACGCAUUUCGACUUGAGGGACGACUUGCUCUACAGACAUUUUACGUCGAUAAACACAUAUUAUAGACCGACAUGUAUCAGACUGCAGUGUGUCUCCUUGUGGGACUGUUAGCUAUAUCAGUUAACGGUCAGUUACCUGAAAUCGUUGGUGAGAUUUUUCCUGAAGUGAAACCAGUAGGAAGUACGGGAUAUCUAAACUGCACCGUGGUGAACCAACAAGAAGGUCAGAAGGUAUGCUGGCAGAAGGGGAAGAUGGAUGAUUCCAGUAUCGCCACAUUUGACAUAAGUGAGGAUGAUCGUAUCCUUGUUGCAAACAACAUCGCCCAAGGGGAGCGGGAGGAUUCAGGGGAGCCGAAAUACGAGAUCAUAGUGUCGAAACUCGGACUUCGUACAAGAUACACCCUAAUCGUACGAGUACUGUCAGACGAGGAUUCUGGGUUUUACACCUGCUUUAUUCGCCAGCAGAAUCAGAACUGGGAAACAUGGCCGAGUAAACUUGGAGAACUCAUGGUUCAAGUGGCUCCUGUUAUGUCCAAAAUCAUGGAGAGUGUUUACGAGAGAGCGGUCGGCGGAAACAUCACCCUGGCUUGUUUAACCUUUGGAAACCCGGCACCAAACAUCACCUGGAAGAGAGAGGAUGGUCACAGGCUCCCAAACGGCAACUUCCAGUCACGGGGCGCCAAUCUAAGUUUGAUCAACCUCAAUAAGAAAGACCGUGGUAACUACAUUUGCGUGGCUGACAAUUCUGUCCGACCCCCAGCAAGAUUCACAGUUGAAGUCAAAAUCUUUUAUUCUCCGAGCUGCCGUGCGGUACAGGAUACGGUCGGGCAGGCUCAGAACAGACGAUUCAAUGCUAAGCUUGAGUGUAUAGUGGAAGGUUACCCAACGCCAAGCAUGCAUUGGGAGAAGCUACAGAAUGGCCGACGUAUGAUGAUCAAUGAUGGAGAUGAUUACAGGACGGAGAAGAUGUCGUCGGCUGUGACUCUGAUUUCUGACACGUGGUAUGCGCUGAAGGUGAAGAACGUCCAGGCCAAUGACUACACAGAGUACUACUGUGUUGCCAAUAAUAAAUAUGGUACCAAUUAUACCACCAUCAAACUGUUCGAGACCAUGGACUGUCAAGGACCAAACUGUCCGUCUAUCAGCCUUGGGGGGGCGAGUGGCCUCGCUGCAUGUACACUUACAAUGUUCGUCACCUUUGUCCUCAUCCACCUUUUCAAAUACUGACCACACUGUCAUACACUACACACACACUGUAAACGACAGAAUCAGAAGGAUAUAGAAAUGUUUAUAAAGACUUUGAUGUGGUGUGGGAACAAAUCUUCUCAUUUAACUCCUCUUAUACUGACCACACUGCCAUACACUACACACACACUGUAAACGACAGAAUCAGAAGGAUAUAGAAAUGUUUAUAAAGACUUUGAUGUGGUGUGGGAACAAAUCUUCUCAUUUAACUCCCCUUAUACUGACCACACUGCCAUACACUACACACACACUGUAAACGACAGAAUCAGAAGGAUAUAGAAAUGUUUAUAAAGAUUUUGAUGUGGUGUGGGAACAAAUCUUCUCAUUUAACUCCCCUUAUACUGACCACACAUCACAGACACACAAUUUCUUUUUCCAAAGACCUGUUGUUAUGGUGCUUAAAAUGCUUUGAUAGGAAGUUAGUGGAAACAAAACUAAUCGGUCAGAUUGCCGUUGAUGAUGUUUAUACUUUAAUUACUUCUGACACAGACGGGCUAUUGAUAUAGAUACAUAUUCAGCAAAGUGGCUACACCUAUCAACACAUCAUCAUAUAAUAUACAAACUCCAUGAAAAUAUUAUCGCAUUCAUUAACCCAAUUUACACUAUAUCUAUGCUUCACAUACUGAUAGGCUUCACAUAAUGAUACACCUUACACACGUACCACAUAAACAGCUUCACGCCCCACAGGGCCCACACCUACAUUCAUCCUGCAAUGUAACAAGGGAUGUCAAGAUUCAAAGUUGAAUACAGUUGGAAACAGUUUUAGAGAAACGAGUCACACUUGCAAAAAAUACACACUUUUUUUUGUAUUUAGCAGAGUGAGAACACACUCAUUUCUGUGUGGUGAUAAAUAUAAUCAAAUAGAACCCACUAGUAAUGAGGAUAGUAUGUAACCGCCCAUUGUAUUGAAACCUGUACUAAAAGGGUUGAAAGGUCAUUGUUCAGUGUAUUUAUAAUGUGAAGGAGGAUAAUAUCGAGUGUUGAAACGAGAUAGGAGGAAUAUUCUGAGGGUAGACAGACACCACAUAUGAGGAAUCUUCUGAGGGUAGACACCACAUAUGAGGAAUCUUCUGAGGGUAGACACCAGAUAGGAGGAAUCUUCUGAGGGUAGACACCAUGAGAUAGGAGGAAUCUUCUGAGGGUAGACACCAUGAGAUAUGAGGAAUCUUCUGAGUGUAGACAGACACCACAUAUGAGGAACAAUUCUGAGGGUAGACACCAGAUAUGAGGAAUCUUCUGAGGGUAGACACCAGAUAUGAGGAAACUUCUGAGGGUAGACACCAGAUAUGAGGAAUCUUCUGAGGGUAGACACCAGAUAUGAGGAAUCUUCUGAGGGUAGACACCAGAUAUGAGGAAUCUUCUGAGGGUAGACACCAGAUAUGAGGAAUCUUCUGAGGGUAGACACCAGAUAUGAGGAAUCUUCUGAGGGUAGACACCAGAUAUGAGGAAUCUUCUGAGGGUAGACACCAGAUAUGAGGAAUCUUCUGAGGGUAGACACCAGAUAUGAGGAAUCUUCUGAGGGUAGACACCAGAUAUGAGGAAUCUUCUGAGGGUAGACACCAGAUAUGAGGAAUCUUCUGAGGGUAGACACCAGAUAUGAGGAAUCUUCUGAGGGUAGACACCAGAUAUGAGGAAUCUUCUGAGGGUAGACACCAGAUAUGAGGAAUCUUCUGUGGGUAGACACCAGAUAUGAGGAAUCUUCUGAGGGUAGACACCAGAUAUGAGGAAUCUUCUGAGUGUAGACACGAGAUGGGAGGAAUCUUCUGAGUGUAGACACCAGAUAGGAGGAAUCUUCUGAGUUUAGACACCAGAUAUGAGGAACAAUUCUAGCUGGUGUUUGAGCUUAAGUGAGGUACAUGGUUAUAACACUGAAACAAAACGGCAUAACCACGUCAUCACUCGCUACCGACUACGACAUCAGGACGGCUUACUAUGGAAGUACCCAAAUUAUUUUCUUGGAAAGUCUGCUAGGUCUACUUAAAAUUGGAACUGAAAACUUGUUCUAAGGACGUGCCUUCCAUAGCACAUGUGUUGUGACUAUCGUCCUGCUAAAUGUUGUGUGCAAUUAUGACCCGUGUGAAUUUAAGUUGUCUUUAUAUCUUUGUUUAGCUCUAAAUUCCCAUAAAACCUGAUAAUGUAUCUUUACAUUUACAAACAAUCAGCGCCCGAUUUUUACAUCAAAUCAUGCAAAAGUAAAUAAAACUACAAAAAACUUGUUGUGUUUCCCGGAGUUUGAACAGAAUAUUCAUUUUUAAUUUAAAGCUAAAAAGAUGUGUUGCAGGAAAAUUUUCAUAAUAGUCUUGGUGAAAUCAUUUGGAAAACAAUAAUUCAAAUAUAACUUGUCUAUUGUGUGUUCUGUAAAUCUGGGAAGAAUUUUCUAGGAUUUCUUAUUUUACUUAACAUUCAUUGGAUAAGAACAUGGAACAUUAGGAGACAGUUUUACCAAGGAUGGAACACUAAGUCUUAAGCUUUGUUAUCUACUUGAUUCAAAAUAUUUUUAAUUGUAAUAAUAUGUUUAUUCCGUUUCGUUUUACUUUUUUUUUAACGUCAAUAUUUUCAUUAUUCCAGACAUGUGAAUUUAUAUCAAUGAAGGAGUGAUUAUGUUUUUUUUCAUGUUUUAAAACAAUUUUUGAUAUUGCAUAUUUGUCUGUACAUUCCUCGUGAUAAAAUGUACGACCACAUUAAAACAAUUCUAGACCAAUAGAGGUUUUGGUAGCUAACAAAUAUUGUAUAAGAAUGCAUUAACAUUACAUUACAUUAAAUCACACUCACUUUUAAUUAUAUCAUAUCAAAGUGUUUUUUUCGAACUCUUCUUUCAUUCCAUACUCGUAAAUAACAUGUUAGGACAUUUUAUUUUUUCGCGCGAAUGGUGAGGUGCAAGUAUUUUUUCUCCCGCUCAUGCUAUAAUAAAUAUAGAAAAAUAUAGAAAAGGGCAAACAUCAGAUUUAUUCCCUACAAAACAUAGCUGCAAUAAAUGUUAAUUUGGUCUUAGCCAAUUGAUGACAAGUUAUGGAUUAAAAGAAAUCAAAGGGAGAUAAUGAAAAAAAAAUCGAAGUUUUACUGGGUAUGAGGCAGCAUAUAUAGUAGAAACAUAUUAAUACAUUUAUUUGAGGUAACUUAACAUUUUUUAAUUUGGGUUUCUAAAUUUCAAAAUGAUAGUUUUUCACUUAGCACUGGUAAAGGUUAACCUGCUAUAAAGAGUUGCCCUUCGGUCGAUGACUAUGUGUCAAAGCUAUUCAAUGAAUAUGUAGAAAAUAGUGAUGUUUAUCUUUUCAAUGAAUUAUGUGUUGAUUCAAUCGUGGAUGAUGCACCAUUUACCCUAAUUCUAGGGCAUGCGCACAGAGAAUUAGACCUGUUAUCCUAGGCAUCGUUUGUAAUUUCGUUUUUGUUUUAUUAUUAUAAUGUUUUGUUUGAGAGUACUUUCAAUCCUUUGUAAAUGUAUAUAUUAAUACCUGUGUUUUAGCUCUGUACAUUCCAUCUUAUUUUAGUUUGUGUAACUUAAGACUGUUUUAUUAAUUGUACGAAUGAUAAUUUUAUCUGCCGAGGGAAAAUGUACGCGAUAGUAAUAAGUUUAGGUGUCUACAUGGUAAUUAUAUGCUCACAUUGCGUAUUGUGAUUUCCCUCCGAUCUGAAAUAACAUUUAACCAAAUUUUUAAUUUUUAAUUUUACUUAAAAAAAUCAGUUUGUUUGGAGACAAUUUACUGUGUGUCUUUUGUCGACAUUUAUAUUGUGUAAUGUUAUUUUAAACUUAAAAUUACUAAGUAAGGCAGCCAUGUUAUUACAACUGGUAUAUGACUGAUUGAUUGUCACAAGUCGAAAUUUUUGGUGAAAAUGGUACAUUUUUUUCAAAACAUAAUUUUCGUUUUAAAAUGAGAGUUUUUUGUGUAAUGUCUUUUCUUUUUAGAAUGACAGACAAUAAAUUGUGUACAUUUUUAAUGACAGGUUAUAAACUAUGUAAUGU
Messenger RNA from Mizuhopecten yessoensis (Yesso scallop), 5260 nucleotides. RefSeq names its product lachesin-like. Gene Ontology annotation, cellular component: neuron projection. The record is from RefSeq and is a predicted model, not a curated record. Lineage: Eukaryota; Metazoa; Mollusca; Bivalvia; Pectinida; Pectinidae. The transcript has 8 exons. Bases 127 to 1281 code for a protein of 384 amino acids.